Girardinichthys multiradiatus is the source of this 3050-nucleotide messenger RNA. RefSeq names its product RAS (RAD and GEM)-like GTP binding 2 (gene rem2). The record is from RefSeq and is a predicted model, not a curated record. NCBI's taxonomy places the organism in Eukaryota, Metazoa, Chordata, Actinopteri, Cyprinodontiformes, Goodeidae. Gene Ontology annotation, molecular function: calcium channel regulator activity; GTP binding; GTPase activity. Bases 469 to 1392 code for a protein of 307 amino acids. The transcript is spliced from 5 exons. Gene Ontology annotation, cellular component: plasma membrane.
AUUCACCUCCCUACCCAACAAAACCUAACCCAACCCGUUGGAAGAUCACUCCACUCGCUGAGGGAAGCGCCUUUACACACAGAGAGAAAGAGAGAGAGAGGAGAGCUAGAUGCAUGUAUUAGCAGGAGGUGGGGAAAAAGGCGCAGAAACGGCUGUCCAGUGGGACAAGGAGCACACUGGUGGGAAUGUGUUGCGGUCCCGGCUGCUUUCUUUCGCCCAGCACAUUUAAGGAGCGUCUUAAUCGGAACGUAGACGCAGGUGUAUCCUCCUCUUCCUCUUUCUCCUCCUCAGACCUACUACCACCUAUCCUAGUUUCCCACGCGCGGACGCGGGAACAACAACAGCGCGGUAGAUGAAUGCACGCGGUGCGUCUCUGUUACGGUGCGCCGCUCUGAAUGUGACGUCGGGGCCACAGCCAGCACAGAUGACCUAAAGCACACUCCGUAAACAGAAGGCUUAUUGAUCACCAUGGCUGACCAGUACAGUAUGUUUCUUACCACGGCGCCACCCCUCCGGCGAGGGAGCACACCCCUGCCUGUCAAGCAUCAGCUGCGGCGAGAGGAGGCCGUAUCCGAUGACUGCGAUUGGAUUCCGGGCCUGGAGGAGCCUACCACGUUGCCUAUCAGUGACACAGGGGUGCCUCGAGAUGACUCCUUCAGCCAGUCGUUGUCAGCACAGCCGACGUACCAGAGCCAUGGAGGGGCCCUGAGGAUAGUGCUGCUGGGACAGAAUGGCGUGGGCAAGUCGUCCCUUGCCUUAUCCCUGGCUGGACAGUCAGACAGAUCGCUCUCUAUAGACUCUGAGACACAAGCUUGUGGUGAGGGGUAUGAGUGCACGGUGACAGUGGACGACGAGGACAGCAAAGUCAUCAUCUUUGACAACUGGAAACAGGACCUGUCCACUUUGCAGAGUGACGUGUGUAUCUUGGUCUUCUCAGUGACUGACAGGCGAAGUUUCCACCGCACCGCCCAGCUCCGCCUCCUUCUCAGGGAGUCACAGCCGCAAACGCCCAUCAUCCUGGUGGGCAACAAGAGCGACCUUGUCCGGUCCCGUGAAAUCAGUUCAGACGAGGCCCAAUCCAGCGCCAUGAUGUUCGACUGCGUCUACCUGGAGCUCUCUGCCUCUUUAGAACACGGCAUUAAUGAGUUACUGGAGGCGGCGGUGCGGACUGCGAGAGGGGACUGCGUGGGUCCUGGGUGGACGGACGGUGACCCGGCCGCAGGACGCCGUGAGAGCCUCACGAGUCGCGCCAAGCGCUUCCUGGCCGGGCUGGUGCCUCGCUCGUACGGCCGAGACCGGGACCGUGGCCGCUACAGGGAAAUGAGCCGCCACCGGGGCAGCAAAAUCCUCCGACAGAAGUCCCGGUCCUGCCAUGACCUCAGUGCACUGUGACACAUGAAAUCAUAUAGAAAUAAAACACACUCAACAUCAACACAAAAAUAUAACAAACUGAAAGAUUUGGUGGGGGGAGGGGGGUGUAUGGUGAGGUCAUAGAAAGAGGUGAAUGAUUACAGCAGAUAGCCUGGAUUGCAGUGAAACCAUCAGCUAAGGUGAUUUUGGGACAAAGGAUACGGAGGUGGGCUGCCUUUCAGCUCCUGCUUUGGGUGAAUCAGCAAACGCUCUUUGCCUUAAGGGAUUGGGAGAAAGAAAAUUAGCAGAGGAGUCAAGGUGCUGAUUUAAAGCCUAAUUAGGCUGAUGGACCAAUGAAUGGCAUCACAAACACACACCCAGGUAGCACGCACUAAUGUAGAGACUUAUAGUAUUUUAUUAUGUAUCCCUGUUGUCAACCCUGUUUUAUAGCAUGCUGAUUAGCAGAAACUCUCCUAUAGGUUUUACAGUGACCCAAAUCUUGACUUUACAGUACCUCAGUGACCAAUAGCAAAUGCACAAUCCCAGUAAUGUUUCAUCCAAUGCCACCUCAAAGGCAAAAUUAUUAUGUGUCCACACUGCAUCGACCAUUUCUGUCCAUACUGUUUUUAAGGCUUGUUUGUUACUAACCACAAUAGUGGCAAUCAGUGUGUUCAUCUGUGACUUUUAUACCAGGUUAAAACAUCAGCACUCAAGCCAUAUUGCUGCUGAAUGCACCGUGGGCAGUCAGCACAGCGAACCCUUUACUGCAGGACGUGAGGCGAACGAUGAAAGGAAAGGCAAUAGCAAAAAAGGGAAGACUAUACUCCUCUUCAAAUGAUGCUGAGUCACGGACCACAGGGAGGCUCUUGGAGCGCGGGAGGAUAAAAACGAAAAACAAAUCUACCUGUCGCUGUUUGAUAUUCUCUUACUGAAUUUUUUCAAGUUGCCGGUUGGAACUUCAAAUGCGUUCAGACUGGUUUCUUCAGGGGGUUAGAAACAGAGGAUGCUCUGGAAAUGUUGGUAUAUCUCCUCAAGCGUCCUGGCAUCACCAACACAUCCUUGCUCGUUUGUCACAGUCCAUUGAGCUCUCCCAUCCCCCACUGGGAAUAAAUACAGUUUGAUUUGACAUCUUUAUGAGUGUUUCUGUGAUAUUUUCAAAGGAAGCAUUGUGAAGUGAAAGCAGUGUGAGGCAGCUGUUAACCAGGUGAAGGAGUGGCAUGGCAGAUCAGCAAAAGGAUGAAACAUUGGGGCUGGAAUGAAGUUUUGGCUUGGAAGUAUAACGAUUCAGUGGAAAAUAUAAAUCAUUCUAUCCUGACUUCAAGUUAAGCCGUGUAAUAAAUUACCCAUUUAUAUGUGGAAAAGCAAAAAGCAGUCAUGACGGGAAAUUCUUUAUCUACUUUGAUAAGAUUCUCCAACUUUUCCUAAAGACCCUGGCCUACAAACGCAAGCUCUCUAAAUUCAGCUAGUUUUUAAGCUUGGAGUUUUUUUACGGAGUAUUUAUUUUAAGGUUCUAUGAUAAAAAAAAAAGCACGUUUCUAAGGGUUUAUAACAUAUUGUUUGUAAGUCCUAAAACUCACUUUUACCUUCCAAUUCAUAAAAUAACUACCACAAAUUAAUCUGACUGAUGUAUACCAAUGUUUUGCAAUUGUAUUUACACCCAUUUAACACUUGGGUAUGUUAUAAACAAAAUGUUGAAACUA